Messenger RNA from Myxocyprinus asiaticus (Chinese sucker), 831 nucleotides. Its product is annotated as C-C chemokine receptor type 5-like. Gene Ontology annotation, molecular function: G protein-coupled receptor activity. Lineage: Eukaryota; Metazoa; Chordata; Actinopteri; Cypriniformes; Catostomidae. The transcript has a single exon. Gene Ontology annotation, biological process: positive regulation of Rho protein signal transduction; phospholipase C-activating G protein-coupled receptor signaling pathway. Gene Ontology annotation, cellular component: membrane. The record is from RefSeq and is a predicted model, not a curated record. Bases 1 to 831 code for a protein of 276 amino acids.
AUGAACAAUUCCACAGUGAACUUCACCACACCUGAAGCAUCCACAAACUCCACAACUCAUUCCAUAAUAACCAGACUGGACAUUUGUGUAUACAGCAUCAAUUUCCUGUUUGGUCUUCCGAUACACUCCUAUGUUAUUUGGCUCAUCGUAACAGGAAGUGGAAUUGCAUCAGAGUUCUUCAACCUCAAUCUCUCUGUUUCUGAGAUUGGCAACUGUCUGAAUUGUUUGUUCUUUGUACUGUCAGUUUGGUUUUCAAGCCUCAUGAAAUUAACACAGUUUUCAUUUGGACUUGUCCUCAGUGGUCGUCCUCUGUUUCAGUGUCUGAUCUGUGUUGAACGUUAUCUGGCAGUGGUUCAUCCUGUAACCUUUCUGAAGUUCAAACCUCUCAGAUUCAAAAUGAUCUGUUCCACAGUAGCCUGGAUCAUUUGUCUUUGCUUCUGUUUGGUCUGCAUGCUUACUAUAGACUCUGAAAACAUUGUACAUCUAUGGUUCUUAUCGAUUCAGUUCUUACUGGUCCUCUCCAUUCAGUUGUUUUGCCUUUCGGCUGUUCUCAGAGCUCUGAAACAGUCAGGACCAGGAGAGAGAGUGGAGGAGAGAGAAAAGAAAAGCCACAUAAAGAGAAGAGCAUUUUAUCUCAUUCUUAUAACUACUGUGAACAUGGUUAUCAUAUAUGUCCCAAACGCUAUCUUAGGAUUCUUUACCGUUGUGACCAAGCAAUACAUUCAUGCAGUUUGGUACACUGGUUGGAUUUGUUAUGCUCUGGCUGGUUAUGUUCAUCCUGUUCUUUAUCUGCACAGGGUUGGAAAACUCUCCUGCCUCUGUUCUCCAUAA